CUCGUUAUUAGCAGGUCAAAGAAACAGCCGCUGCAAACUUAAGGUGACAUUUAGCUGUCUGGUCACCGGAGCUCACCCGAGCCAAAGCCAUUUUAAAAACAGAGUGGUGGCACAAAUAUAAGCAUGUCUUCUCUCAGGAGGACGGCGGGUGUCCUCCGAACCGGCCUGCAGCUCUUCAGACGUGGACCUCAGCAGAUGACCGUCAGAAAGGCAGGAGGCGGCGCUCAUAUUGAACCCCAAUACAGACAAUCUCCUCAGCUCACCAGGAACCAGAAGUUUCAGGCAGAGCUGCUCAGCGGCGCCAUGUGGUUCUGGAUCCUGUGGCACAUCUGGCACGAUCCAGACGCCGUACUGGGUCAUUUCCCAUGGCCGGACACUUCAGCGUGGACAGAUGAGGAGCUGGGAAUCCCACCUGAUGAUGAAGAGUAGAUUCACCCCCAACAACCCAAUAUGUGCACCAGAUCACAAAACCUGCACAUUUUCUGUAGAGGAAGCUGAAAGUUCCUGUUAUGUAUAUGGACUUAUUAUCAAGUCUAAUUUUUAAAGUUGCAUUAUAAAAUAAAGAAAUAAAAGCCAUCAACACUUCAAUUAGUCAGUAGAACAGUGUUUUAUCACUAAACAUUUGGUAAAGGGAAGGGGAAAACAGUGUGAUCUACAAAACAUUUCCCUCAUCUUAUAUAUACAUUGCACUGGAGAAAAUCCAUCACAUCCAAAGAGAACUCUGGGAAAUUUUGAAGAGGAGGAAUAGAACACAGCAUUUGAAAACACAGUGACGUUAAAACGUUAAAGUCUAUACCACAGUCGAAAAUGGAAAUGAAUGCUGGAGAUGAAUAAAUACUGUACAAUUAAUGCGUCAAAAGAAACCUGUCUGAAGACCAGCUCGAUUGAUCAGAUAUGAAGGAGAUGAGCUGUUGCCUUCAGAAAGCUGAAAUUUACAAAGGGUGCUCGUCUAUAUUAAGGUUAGUGAGUGGGAACAGAGGAACAUUUUUUCAUAAAACACGUGCGCCCGAGCACACCUCAAAACCGUAACAAAGCCUGAGUUUUAGCAGUUAUCAAACUCAAGUCAUCCAAAAUAGUGCAUUUGCUUUUCGAGCCAACAGACCUCUUACACAACAAUCAAGACUAGCUGAUCAAAAUCUGUCGGUGCUGCUCUAUGCACAAAGUCCAACAUUUUUUAAAAUAUACUGUACAGCGGGACACGAUUUUGUUCUGAAUCUGGAAUUUACGUCCACCAGACAAAAAAAAAAAAAAGUCAAAUUAUUGGGAAUACAUACAUUUGUUGGCAAAUUUGUGGAAACGAGUAUAAAAUGAGAUUGUAUGACAGUGCUGGUGAUGAAUUCAUAGAUGUCACCUGUUCGAUGUUCCCUGAGAAAACGUUUCAUAGCCUCUCUAAGAAAUUCACACACAAGCACCACUUUUUGUUGUUGUUCCCACUUAAAUUCUUUUGUCCCGUUUCAACAGGUCAUAAAGACAACAUAAAGCAACAUUAUUCAAACAAACUCAAUUUGCACUAAUAUUUUAGAGGUAAAUUUAACAGGAAAAGUCAUUCAAAUUUCUUUUAAGUAGCAUUAAAUGUGUUAACUACAAAAUCCAUAAAGCUGAACCUAAACCUCUCAUUCCUCUGGAAUAGGUAACAUUCAAAAUGAUACUCCUAUUUACAAAACUAUCCAAUGCAAAGGGAAAAACAGGAAACUCAAUGCAAUAUAAAUCCUUAUAUCUUUGAAAUUAAUAAAUAAGCUGUUCAGUCAACAAAAUAUUUUAAAACGAACAAACAUAAAUUAUGCAGAAUGAGCGAAAGAUCAUUGUCAAUCACGUGACAAGCAUAUUUAGUCCUGGCAAACUACACCACAUACACUUAUAUUUGAGAGGCAGCGCUCCAGGAUGCAGUACCUCUCUCUGGCCACUGGGUUGUGACAAAGGCAAAUUAAUGCGUGGCAACGUAUUUUCCUCAAUUUUCCCAGUGUGAAAGCAAUAUUUCGCUAGCUUUCGGAAUUAAAAA
Messenger RNA from Sinocyclocheilus grahami, 1999 nucleotides. Its product is annotated as NADH dehydrogenase [ubiquinone] 1 beta subcomplex subunit 2, mitochondrial-like. Lineage: Eukaryota; Metazoa; Chordata; Actinopteri; Cypriniformes; Cyprinidae. The transcript has 4 exons. Gene Ontology annotation, biological process: mitochondrial respiratory chain complex I assembly. Gene Ontology annotation, cellular component: respiratory chain complex I; mitochondrial inner membrane. The coding region runs from base 124 to 429 and encodes 101 amino acids. The record is from RefSeq and is a predicted model, not a curated record.